CAAAAUUCUGACAACAAGGUACACGGAUGAAAGUUACUGCUAGUGAUAGCUGUCCCGGACAAAUAAGGAAACCUAACUUUAUAGCCUAAUGUUUCUGCAGUGCAGCGUUUGAUAAUGAACCAUUUAAAUCAUGGCUCGUAAUGUUUUUCAUACGAAGCCAACCAUUUUCAAUGAUGUACAAAUUUGGACUUGAACAAAGCCACAGAAAAACUUGAAUUCUUAUUGUAAAAAUGGUUUCCUUUUACUCAGGAAAAAGAUAACAACAAAGUAGCAACACCACUGGGUUCUACUGGGACUUUGGUCUGUUAUCUCAAAGAAACAAACAAUAACAAGAGACUUAUAAUAACAAUUAGAAGAUCUACAGAAGAAAAACAGCCUCCAGUCAAAGAGCCAGACGAUGAAAUAUCAAUUUUGGAAGAGAGGUCCACCAAGGCACCCAAAAUGGAAAAGAAAAAAGGCAGUACAGCAAGAAAGAAAAAAGCUGAACCAGCUACCCAAGCAAUUAAAGACAAAAAAGUAACAAAGAAAGGAAACAGUGAGCAUAAUGAUGGCCUGAAGCAAAGUGUAUUAACAUCACAUUUUCAAGUCAGACGUAGCAACAGAAGAAGCAAGUCUACAUUGAAGGUUGAAAAGGAGAAAGCCAUAGCGCAAAAACUGCUUGAUGAAGAUGAAAGUGGCUUGGAGGUUCGAGUUCUACCUGAAAAAGGUCGAGGGGUAUUUGCCGUGAAUGCAUUCAAGAGAGGAGAACUCAUUUGUGAGUAUGCAGGCGAAUUGAUUGAUUGCGAGGCUGGACUGCUACGUGAGGCUGAGUAUUCGUUGAACCCAGAAUUGGGAUGCUACAGCUAUUUCUUUGAAUACCAAAACAAGAAGUACUGCAUCGAUGCAACGAAAGAAUCAGGACGCCUUGGCCGACUCCUCAAUCACAGUAAAACAGAAAACAAUGUUUGUACGAGAAUUUUUCCUAUUAAAGACGAACCAAGGUUGAUAUUGGUUGCAAAGAGAGAUAUCGAAUCUGGCGAAGAACUUUUAUAUGAUUACGGUGAGCGAAGUAAAUCUGCGGUCGAGAGUCAUCCCUGGCUGAAGUCAUAAGUUUUUUACCUUUCAAUCAACUGCUCCUAGCAUAUUUUAAGCUCUUCCUGUUCUUUAUGUUAGUCUGCUCUACUGACAAAUCGCCGUAUUCGACAUCGAGAUUACUGCCUCAGUUGCAAUCAAAGGGGAUACAGACGGUUGCUUCAGCAAGAUUCAGUCAUACUGGCAACGGACAUCACUCUGUGAUAGUUUCCCGUUUAAUAUCCCAACAAUUUCCCUUUUAUUUCGAGGGCAUGGAUAUGAAAUAUAUCCGAGAUAAAGAACCACUAUCCUUUUACGUUGAGACCUUUCCAGAUGAAUUUUAAAUUUUGUUCUGUUCGAAUUUAUCUCUUUUUUGUGACUGUUAUUUUGAUUUUGAGGGCGCGAGAUUGUAGGUGCCUUGAAAUUCAUUAGUUGCAAAAAAAUAUUUCCUGGAUUUUUUUCCUGGAGGACACAUAUUUUAUUCAUAAAGCGUUGUUAUUUUGCUAGAAAUCUUUUGGAAUGUUCUUAAAUAUCUGUUUUAGAAAAUAUUUGAGCAAAUUACACUAUUUUUAUCAAUUGUAAGUACUCAUGUUUGCAUCUAUAUGAUUAACUAACUUCUGUAGAUACGUACGCUCUAUGAUAUUUAUUAAUAUACUUAUAUUUUGAUGAUCUAAUGACAAAUGGUGUUUUAUUCCAAGUCUCUCUCCGUUCAAAUUUGUGAGAAAUUUAGGACUGAAGUUAUCACAACUGAAGUUUUGAUUCAAGAAAUGGCGAUUUCGUUGUAUUUAUUCAAAGAGAGCCGCCGAAUUAAUACAUAGUUAAAAUUAACACAGCAAAAAAUUUCAAUAUGAAUUCCUAUUAUAAAGGGUCUCUUGAAAUCAUAAGCUCAUCC
Messenger RNA from Rhopilema esculentum, 1942 nucleotides. RefSeq names its product N-lysine methyltransferase KMT5A-A. Gene Ontology annotation, cellular component: polytene chromosome; nucleus. Gene Ontology annotation, biological process: regulation of DNA damage response, signal transduction by p53 class mediator; regulation of transcription by RNA polymerase II. Gene Ontology annotation, molecular function: transcription regulator activity; histone H4K20 methyltransferase activity; protein binding. The record is from RefSeq and is a predicted model, not a curated record. NCBI's taxonomy places the organism in Eukaryota, Metazoa, Cnidaria, Scyphozoa, Rhizostomeae, Rhizostomatidae.